CACGUAGUUUUGGGUUUGAGUUGCGGUUCAAGUGUUUGUGAAAUUGCCUGUUAGAGAAAAGGUAGAUAUAUUUGGACAUGAAUCCAAUUCCGAAGCCAUAUCGAACAUGGAUUACGGGUGCUGCAGUUGUAUUAGGUGGAAUUGCAACACUGAACGUGGCUUCUACACUUACACUCAAAGCACUUCAGGUUGUGGCUGAGAAUAAACGGAAAAAGAUAGCGUUGCCGUGUAUGGCUUGUAGAGGGAAGGGGUUUUAUAUAUGCAAAUUGUGUAAUGGGAAUUCAACCAUUGCUUGGUCUCCUAUGUAUGAUCCUAUUGCAAUUAACCCCUGCGUUUGUCCGACUUGCGAUGGAAACAGGGUACAACGUUGUCUGAAUUGUUUGGGAAAAGGCUAUGACUAAAUUGUAGUUGAUAAUUUUAGACUAUGACUCAAUUGUAAGAACCAUGCUUCAAUUUGUAAAUCGGGCUCAUGUGAAUGAAGCCUUGAUGCUUAUGUGUAUGUGCCUCAAAUUUUGCUGAUAAUUAAAAAACUGAGUUUCUUCAA
Molecule: messenger RNA, 544 nt
Organism: Lathyrus oleraceus (garden pea)
Lineage: Eukaryota; Viridiplantae; Streptophyta; Magnoliopsida; Fabales; Fabaceae
Exons: 3
Coding region: 78-401 (107 amino acids)
Source: RefSeq, a predicted model, not a curated record